AUGACAGAAAUGCCUCCUUAUCUCGCGGUCAAAGAUGAGGAGAAAAACAGUGGUCAGGCUGAUAGUGAUAUUUCUUCAGACGUCGACGACUGGGAUUUACCUUUGAGUUUUAAUAAACCUAGGCACCUUGAGCCUAUUAAAGGUGCCGAGCGAGUCGAGCAUACAUGGCGAGUCAAAGAGAAGUACAAGACUCAUUGCGUGGCUCUCGUUCUCUGCCUCAAUGUUGGAGUGGACCCCCCAGACGUGGUGAAGACACAGCCGUGCGCCAGACACGAAUGCUGGAUCGAUCCACAAUCACUGUCUCCGACCAAAGCCUUAGAGAGCAUCGGCCAUGCGCUUCAGUCUCAGUACGAGCGGUGGCAGCCGCGUGCCCGCUACAAGCAGAGUCUGGAUCCUACCAGCGAUGAGGUGAAGAAGCUUUGCUGUUCACUACGCCGCAACGCAAAAGACGAACGCGUGUUGUUCCACUAUAAUGGCCAUGGCGUGCCAAAGCCCACCACCCAAGGCGAAAUAUGGGUCUUUAACAGGGCUUACACGCAAUACAUACCUCUGUCGAUGUACGACUUGCAAACGUGGAUGGGCGCGCCGUCGCUUUACGUCUACGACUGCUCCAACGCUGGUGUCAUCGUCGAUAACUUCAAAUCGUUCGCUGAGCAGCACGAGAAAGAGUACGAGGCACAAAUGAACUCGAAAACCGAGGGCACCGCUACAAGUGCCCCCGUACCCAACGUGUCAUUCAAGAACUGCAUCCAGCUGGCGGCGUGCGCAGAGGGUCAGAGCCUGCCGAUGAACCCGGAGCUGCCUGCAGACCUGUUCACGGCGUGCCUCACCACGCCAGUCAAGAUGGCCAUGAAAUGGUUUGUGCUGCGCUCGCGGACCAGGGUUGCGCCACUCGAUGUGAAUGAUCUUAUUGACAAGAUCCCAGGCCAAGUGACAGACCGUCGCACCAUGCUUGGAGAACUGAACUGGAUAUUUACAGCCAUCACGGACACAAUUGCUUGGAGUUCCUUGCCGCCCGAGCUGUUCCAACAGUUGUUUCGCGCCGAUCUGCUCACCGCUUCUUUGUGCAGAAAUUUUCUGUUAGCCGACAGGAUUAUGAGGUCGUACAAUUGCACCCCGGUGUGCUCGCCGGCCCUACCGUCGUUAGCCUCGCAUCCUCUGUGGGCGGCAUGGGAACACACCUUGGACCUGGCGUUGGCUCAGCUGCCUAACUUGCUGCGACCGGAUCCUCUCGAGUACACGCAUUCGCCUUUCUUCCGCGACCAGCUGACUGCGUUCCAAGUGUGGCUCGACCUGGGCAAAUGGUGCGCGUGGCGGGCGCCGCCGGAGCAGCUGCCGAUGGUGCUGCAGGUGUUGCUGAGCACGCUGCACCGCGUGCGCGCGCUGCGCCUGCUGUGCCGCUUCCUGGCGCUGGGCGCCUGGGCCACGCGCGCGGUGCUAGCCGUGGGCAUCUUCCCCUACAUGCUGAAGCUGCUGCAGGCCUCCGCGCCCGACCUACGCGCCUCCAUGGUCUACAUCUGGGCCAAAAUUAUCGCCGUCGAUCCGAGUUGUCAAGUGGAUUUGGUAAAUGCAAAAGGACACAAAUAUUUCUUGUCAGUACUACAAGAUCCCUCGGUCGAUAGUGAACACAGAACGUUAGCAGCAUAUGUGUUGGCCGGAAUUGUGGACAGUUAUCCAGCAGGACAAGAAGCAGCAUUACAAGGUUCAAUGAUCUCGAUAUGCUUGGAGCAGCUCAACGAUGGGAGUGACCGUUUGGCUCAGUGGGCGUGUAUCGCUUUGGGACAGCUAUGGCGAGGGUAUGACGCAGCGCGCUGGUCAGGGGUUCGAGAUUUGGCUCACGAAAAGCUUUAUCCUCUUCUGAAUCAUCCACAUCCUGAGGUGCGCGCGGCGUGCACGUUCGCGCUGGGCACGUUCAUCGCGUGGGGCGGCGGCGGCUCGCGCACGGAGCACGCCAACGCGCUCGACCAGCAGGUCGGCGUGCAGCUCGCCGCCAGGUUAGCGCUCGACGCCUCGCCGCUCGUGCGACACGAGAUACUCGCCGCACUCCAAUGGCUGGUGAUGAUUUUCGAGCAACAUUUCAUCGCUGUAUACAUUCAAGAAAGAGUGCGCAAAAGCGAUAGGCAGCCCGUGGGGCGGGGCGGGGACGUGGACCAGGGCUGGGACCCGCUGUCGGACGCUCGGCCGGUGCCCAACAACUCGCACUCACACUCGCACGCGCUCGUCAGGAACGCCGCUGCGCUCUCCUUGCCCACCAUUGGUUUCGGCUCGGUAUACAUGAAGCUGUGGAACACACUGACGACGAUGGCGCGGGAGCCGCACCCACAAAUAUCACAAAUGGCCAAUGACAUCAUCAACUAUAUCUCCAACCAAGUCGACAGCGUGGGUCGUGAGUUGGAGCUGAUUCGAAGCAACUCGUCGUCGCUGCCGCCCUCGCCGAACACGCGCAACUCGCCCAUCAACGCGCACCACGAACACACGAGGACGUUACCGUCAGGUAAUCGGCGAGCUAAGGGACUACCGCAUACGAUUUCUGAAGAUUCCGUGGCACUCCGUGAUCGGGAACGAGAUUCUACCUCAUCCAAUUCUAGUCAACAGGUAAAGAAACCGAUAGUGAACUCAUCAUUUGUGGAGUGGGCGUCGUCGAUGUUCGCUCGCGCCGAGGGCCCGGAGGCCAGCAGCGGCGGAGGGGGGGGCGACUGGUGGCGCGACGACUGCGAGAGCCGCCUGCACCACGAGCGGGUGUGGCGCUACGCGCGCAACCGCAGCCUCAGGGCAGAAGCCGCCGGGCUGCGGGCGGGGCGCGUGUCGCGGCUGGAGUCGCAGGCCUUCCACUCGCGCUGCCCGCUGCCGCCGGCCGUGGUCAUGUUCCACCCCUACGAGCAACACGCCGCCGUCGCCUCCAAGGACAAUUUCGGCAUCUGGGACUGGGGCACGGCGGCCAAGCUGUGCGUGGGGUCGUGGCGGCGCGCCUGGGGCCGCAUCACGGCGCUGGCCUACCUCAACGCGCACGAGCACGCGCUGCUGGCCGUGGCCUCGCACACCGGCAACCUCGCGCUCUACCGCCCCGCGCGCGCCGCGCUCGAGCCCGCGCUGCUCGCCGCCUGGCGCGCGCUGCCCGUGCGGCCGCACGCCGACUACCGCCCGCCGCCCGCGCAGGCCGUCUACAGUCUGGCCCAGCUGGUGUCGGACCAGUUCUCGUCUGCGGAGGACAAGCAGGCCGCCGCUAAGAACAAACAUUCAGACGCCAACCCUCACCCGGCGGGCGGGGGCGGCGCGGGGGGCGCUGGUGGCGGCUACAGCCCGCAGCCGCCGCCGACGCUGGUGCGCUGGUGCGCGCGGCGCCGCACGCUGGCGCUGGCCGGCCGCGCGCCGCUCGUGCGCCUCUGGGACGCGCACACCGAGCUGCUGCUCGCCGACAUCGACACGGAAUGCGAAGCGGCGGCCACGUCCCUGUGGCGCGGGGGCGGGCACGACGGGUCGGGGGGGGGCGUCGCGCAGCAGCUCGUGUGCGGCUUCAGCGACGGCUCCGUGCGCGCCUGGGACGAGCGCGACUCGCCCCGCACCGUGUUCCGCCUGCACGACCACCACGCGCCCGUACUGGCCGCCGUGCACCGCCCCGACCUCUACACCAUGAUCACCGGCUGCAUUAACGGCGAGGUGCGCAUGUACGACUCGCGCAAGAUGUCGCAAGUGUCGGACACGGUGCGUGCGCCCGCGCCGCUCGCCGCCAUCGACGUGCACCCGCUCUGUAACCUCAUAGCGUGCGGGUCGGUGAACCAGUCCAUCAGCAUCUACGACCUGAAGGGUACACUACUCAAUACGAUCAAGUUCCACGAAGGGUUCAUGGGCGCGCGCAUCGGACCCGUCUCCUGUCUCACUUUUCAUCCACUCAGGUGUGCGAUGGGCGUGGGCUCGAAGGAUUCGUCGGUGUCGGUGUACGUGUCCGAGGCGCGCCGGUGA
Molecule: messenger RNA, 3960 nt
Organism: Arctia plantaginis
Lineage: Eukaryota; Metazoa; Arthropoda; Insecta; Lepidoptera; Erebidae
Source: the annotation of a GenBank genome assembly